AUGAAACCCUCCAAGGCAUCCCAGCACUACAGAAGCAUCCGACGCAAUGCCAGCCAAUGCUAUCUCUACCAGGAGUCCCUGCUACUCAGCAACUUGGAAGACAGCUUCAAUGCUGCUGAAACAGGGGACAGCAGUGACCCGGAACAAAUUUUCCAGAAUAUACAGUUCCAGAAGGAUCUCGUGGCAAACAUUCGCUGUCGACCCUGGACCAUGGGACAGAAGCUGAAGGCACUGAGACGAGCCAAGCAGAUUGUGCUGAAGUUUGAAGGGAGGCUGACCAGAACCCGAGGCUACCAAGCAGCAGGUGCAGAGCUCUGGAGGAAAUUUGCCCGCCUUGCCUGCAACUUCAUGGUCAUCUUCAUUCCCUGGGAAAUGAGGAUAAAGAAAAUCGAAAGUCAUUUUGGUUCAGGCGUGGCCUCCUAUUUCAUAUUCCUGAGAUGGCUAUUUGGGAUUAAUAUCGUGCUCACAAUCAUGACAGGGGCUUUUAUUGUCAUCCCCGAGCUGAUAGCGGGCCAGCCAUUCGGAAGCACGGCCAGCAAGAGCAUCCCGGGAGAGCUCCUGGCAUCGGCCCAAGACCUGGACACCGUCUGGUCCCUGGGGGGCUAUCUGCAAUAUUCAGUCCUCUUCUACGGCUACUACGGCAGGGAGAGGCGGAUCGGGAGAGCAGGCUACCGGCUGCCCUUGGCCUACUUCCUGGUGGGCAUGGCAGUGUUCGCCUACAGCUUCAUCAUCCUCUUGAAAAAGAUGGCCAAGAACUCUCGCACCAGCCUUGCCAGCGCCUCCCAUGAAAACUACGCUUUCUGCUGGCGAGUGUUUUGUGCCUGGGAUUACCUCAUUGGGAACCCCGAGGCUGCAGAGAGCAAAACAGCUGCCAUUGUGAACAGCAUCAGGGAGGCGAUACUGGAAGAACAGGAGAAAAAGAAGAACAAAAGCCUGGCAGUGACCAUCUGUCUGCGGAUUGUGGCCAACGUCCUGGUGCUUCUCUCACUGGCUGGGAGCAUCUACCUCAUCUACUUCGUGGUGGACCGCUCGCAGAAACUAGAACAAUCCAAGAAGGAGCUGACGCUCUGGGAGAAGAAUGAGGUGAGUGUGGUAGUCUCCUUGGUCACCAUGUUAGCACCAUCAGCCUUUGACCUCAUCGCCGCCCUUGAGAUGUACCACCCCCGGACAACGUUGCGCUUCCAGCUGGCAAGGGUCCUUGUGCUGUAUCUGGGGAAUCUCUACAGUCUCAUCAUCGCCCUCCUGGACAAAGUGAACAGCAUGAGCAUUGAGGAAACGGCUACCAAAAAUAACACAAGCUAUUGGACAGAUCCUGCCACCUUCUUUGCCACCAGGACAGGUCCCGAAGAAGGGAGCUGGGCCACACUUCAGCCUGGAAUAGCACCUGGGAGAAAUAGUACCUGGGCCUUAGAAGACACCAGCAUGCUUACCUCCACCACACCACUCACCAAGGCCAACAAGACCACUCUGCCUCCCCAGAGUCUGCAAGGCCAGUGCUGGGAAACAUAUGUGGGUCAGGAGAUGCUGAAACUGUCCAUCAUUGACAUGCUCUUCACCGUGGCCAGCAUCCUGCUCAUAGACUUCUUCCGGGGACUUUUUGUUCGGUAUCUAAGUGACUACUGGUGCUGGGAUCUGGAGAGCAAGUUCCCUGAGUAUGGGGAAUUCAAGAUAGCAGAGAAUGUGCUGCACCUAGUUUACAACCAGGGAAUGAUUUGGAUGGGCGCCUUUUUCUCGCCUUGUCUCCCGGCCUUCAAUGUUCUGAAGCUCAUUGGGCUCAUGUAUCUGCGGAGCUGGGCCGUGCUGACCUGCAACGUGCCCCACCAGCAAGUCUUCCGGGCAUCCAGGUCCAACAACUUCUACCUGGCCAUGCUUUUAUUCAUGCUGUUCCUGUGCAUGCUGCCCACCAUUUUUGCCAUUGUCCGGUACAAACCCUCUCUGAACUGUGGGCCCUUCAGCGGGCAAGAGAAAAUUUACGACAUUGUCUCAGAAACUAUUGAGAACGACUUUCCUGCAUGGUUUGGCUCUGUGUUUGGCUACAUCAGCAGCCCUGUGGUCAUCCUGCCUGCUGUGUUGCUUCUCGUCAUGCUCAUCUACUACCUUCAGAGCAUCGCACGGUCACUUCGGCUCAGCAACCAGCAGCUCAGAAUGCAGAUCCAAAACGCGAGAUCUGAAGAUAAGAAAAAGGUUGCCCAAAUGGUAGAAGCUCCUGCUGUGAAGUCUCUGUCUGCUGAAAGCCACAGCCGCCUUCAGGCUCAUAUAUCUGUUUUCACAGGUCCUCUCCCUCUGCCCACAGCCCGAAUCCAGACCCAGGAGGAAAGCACCAAGAGGCUUCCCAAGGAAAACGACCUUGUCAGCCCUGCAACACCCCAAAAUAACGGCACUGUGCUCAAUUUUGAUUCCCUGAGCAGUAAGAGUAGCCGAAUAGAGACAGUCACCCAAGUCCUGCCCCAGAGCCCCAGGUUAAGGCAGAGGGGUCCCUACUCACCUCCUCCUGGAGUUGCCAAGUCCAGGCCAGAGCUGGAUACCAACAGGUACGCACACAGCCCAACUGCAAGCACAGGCGACCUGUACAGGGGCGGGUCCUACACACCCAGGACGCUGACAAAGCACAUCGAAGAUAUUCGCUCAGCACCGCUUUCCCGAAAAGACUUCCAGCCCACCAGCCCUCCCACACGUGGCCCAGGAAUCCCGGCCUGGGGAGCAGGUGACCCCCGGCCCCACACCCCAAAAUACUACAUCAUCCACGGGCGUGACUCUCACAAGAAGACUCCUUCCGCUUUCUGGCCAGAAAGACAUUUCAAGAUGAGCGCCUCCGGUGACCUAGUGGAGGUGUACCCCAGAAGCGCACGGCAGUACGUGUCCCGGGUCCUCCACCAGCCCCACUCCCCACCCCUGAGUGAAGAAGAGGACGAGAUACAGAGGAGAGAUCUGAUCGAACGGUCAUUUCCUCCUCGCUCUCUGACUGACCUCCACCGAGUUCCCCACUUUUACAUCGGAGAAAGGUCACGGAGCCAGACACUGGCUCCCGGGCUCCACAAGUCUUGGCACAAUAGCUUUGAGAUUGAACCGGACAGGCACCUGUAUGUGCACAAAAAGUCUCAAUCCCGAAACCUCCCACACCCUCCGCAGCCUCCGAAACACAGAGGCAAGCCCAGAACGGAGCCAUCCUUGACGGAGUCCGACUCCAUGUCUGCCGCGUCCAGUAGUGACCAGCAGAACAGCGGCACUGACCAGUACCUGCAGAUCUUCCACAGCCAGGCCAAGUUUCCCCGGUCUCCAGGCCCCCCAGGCAGGAGGAAGGCCAAGUCCAGGCAAGAGCUGACCACAGACCUGAUUUGUUCCAAUGUCUGAGACUUCUGAGUUCCUAUUUCUAGAGCUCAGGUGGUUCCUAUUGGAGAUCCAGGCCUCUCUUCCUUUCCAAAAAGAGAAAGUUGGGUCAGG
Molecule: messenger RNA, 3441 nt
Organism: Ochotona princeps (American pika)
Lineage: Eukaryota; Metazoa; Chordata; Mammalia; Lagomorpha; Ochotonidae
Gene: TMC3
Product: transmembrane channel like 3
Exons: 23
Coding region: 1-3351 (1116 amino acids)
Cellular component (GO): plasma membrane
Molecular function (GO): mechanosensitive monoatomic ion channel activity
Source: RefSeq, a predicted model, not a curated record